AUGAUUUAUUUAUUAUAUACGAUCCUGUUUGGAGGUAAUGCUCAUUUACCAUUAAGAGUCCUCUACCAUUUUCCCUCAGCCCUCGUAGUUGCUUUGACUCCUGCUCGUUCAAGUCUGGCACCGCCUUCAACUAAUGUCGUUUCAAGUAUUCCAACUGGAUUGCCACCUGUUGGAGUCCCGAUCUCUGCAACUUGUCCCAUUCUGCCCUCUAACGUGCCUGGCCAAACUGGCCCAGUAGCUAUUCUCUCUCCUCUGCCUCAUGGCGCCACUGCCCCACAGAUAGGUGCUGGGCUCGUCCAUGUUGGCCAACCUUCUGGUCAUAAUCACCCGGUUUCAUCACCUGGUGGCCUCCUUCUGACUGGUAUGUCGCAACACCACUCAGCACAACUACCAAUGUCAGCCCCAGUAGCAUCAGCCUCAGCUUUGCAGGCCCCAGUUGCUACGCUGCAACUAGCACCAACUCCACAAAUCGCGCUGCAGCGUAGCCCUUCGCCACUAUUCAUUCCUGUUCCGCCCAGGACCUCGCGGGUGCUUCAUUCGGAGAUCUAUCAACGGUAA
This is a messenger RNA of Protopolystoma xenopodis, 558 nucleotides long. The record is from the annotation of a GenBank genome assembly. NCBI's taxonomy places the organism in Eukaryota, Metazoa, Platyhelminthes, Monogenea, Polystomatidea, Polystomatidae.